AUGUCAACUGGUCAUGCCAGACUUGCUGACGAGAGUAGGUUUGUUGUUAUUUUCAAUGGUGUCUGGUACGUCACAACAUUUUUCACUCUGAUUGUCCUUUAUUUACAUUUUUGUAGAAUCUCGAUCCAAACUGAUUUUUACUUUAUAUUAUGUCGUACAUGUAGAUAUACUUUUCAUAGGUGCCAUCUUGUGGCUUUUUGUGCCGUGUUUAUGCUGUCAAUGUUGUUAGUAAAUCUCCUUGUUUAGUUUUAAAACCAUAAGAAAGAAUGGAAUCUAUCAAAGUCAAAGUUAUCAUUGUGAUAAGUGGUAAACGAAAGAGUGGAAAAGAUUUCUUAGCUGACAACAUCAUUAAUACACUAGGAUCGGAUAAAUGUACAAUUAUUCGUCUAUCGUCUCCAAUAAAACAACACUUUUCCGUAAAAUAUAACAUGGAGUUGACCAAAAUGCUAAGCUCAUCCACUUACAAAGAAACUAUUCGAAAAGAAAUGAUUGCAUGGGGUGAAGAACAACGCAAAGUGGAUCCUGGUGUAUUUUGCAGAAUGAUUACAGAGGAAGCCUUAUUAUCACAAAAUAAAGUUUGGAUUGUUAGUGAUGCAAGACGCCUUUCAGAUGUAGAAUAUUUCCGAAGUUAUGCAACUGAAAACAAUGUAAAGUGUUAUUGUGUAAGAUUAUUUGCAAAUAAUGAAACGAGAACACAGCGUAACUGGAAGUUUACUAGCGGUGUUGAUAAUGCUGAAUCGGAAUGUGGACUUGAUACUUACAACCAAUGGGAUUUUGUGUAUAGUAAUAGUACAAAUAAUAAUUUCAUGGGGGAUAUUAAGACAUUGUGCAAUUUUAUUUCUGAGAAAAUAUCUUAAGCAUAUAUAUUGUGACAA
Hydractinia symbiolongicarpus is the source of this 875-nucleotide messenger RNA. RefSeq names its product phosphomevalonate kinase-like. Gene Ontology annotation, biological process: isopentenyl diphosphate biosynthetic process, mevalonate pathway; cholesterol biosynthetic process. The record is from RefSeq and is a predicted model, not a curated record. Gene Ontology annotation, cellular component: cytoplasm. Gene Ontology annotation, molecular function: phosphomevalonate kinase activity. The transcript has a single exon. Lineage: Eukaryota; Metazoa; Cnidaria; Hydrozoa; Anthoathecata; Hydractiniidae. The coding region runs from base 267 to 857 and encodes 196 amino acids.